This is a messenger RNA of Mesitornis unicolor (brown roatelo), 783 nucleotides long. RefSeq names its product inositol hexakisphosphate and diphosphoinositol-pentakisphosphate kinase 2-like. The record is from RefSeq and is a predicted model, not a curated record. Gene Ontology annotation, cellular component: cytosol. The transcript has 6 exons. Gene Ontology annotation, biological process: inositol metabolic process; inositol phosphate biosynthetic process. Gene Ontology annotation, molecular function: 5-diphosphoinositol pentakisphosphate 1-kinase activity; inositol hexakisphosphate kinase activity; diphosphoinositol pentakisphosphate kinase activity. NCBI's taxonomy places the organism in Eukaryota, Metazoa, Chordata, Aves, Mesitornithiformes, Mesitornithidae. The annotation marks the transcript as partial.
AUGUCUGUUCGUGCAACAGAGAAUGACCCUCCUAGAUUCUUUGUGGGUGGAGAAGAUGGAGAAGAACUAUUGGAUUCAGCCAGAUCUACAGAUUAUGACCACUUCUAUGAUCACGGGGAAGAAGAGGAGGAAGAGUAUGACUCUCCACCAGAAAGACAAAUCGCAGUUGGAAUUUGUUCAAUGGCUAAGAAAUCUAAGUCCAAACCAAUGAAAGAAAUUCUUGAACGGCUCUCCAUGUUCAAGUACAUAACUGUGGUGAUAUUUGAAGAGGAUGUUAUUUUGAAUGAGCCAGUAGAAAAAGUAGAAAACUGGCCUUUAUGUGACUGUCUCAUUUCUUUUCAUUCUAAAGGAUUUCCACUGGACAAAGCAGUUGCAUAUGCAAAACUCAGGAAUCCAUUCAUAAUCAAUGAUCUGAAUAUGCAGUAUCACAUACAAGACAGGAGAGAAGUAUACAGUAUUCUUAAAGCUGAAGGCAUUUUACUUCCUCGCUAUGCAGUUCUGAACCGUGAUCCAAACAAUCCCCAAGAAUGCAACUUGAUUGAAGGAGAAGAUCAUGUGGAAGUGAAUGGAGAAAUUUUCCAAAAGCCUUUUGUGGAAAAGCCAGUUAGUGCCGAGGACCACAACGUUUACAUUUAUUAUCCAACAUCUGCUGGGGGUGGAAGCCAAAGGCUCUUUCGAAAGAUUGGCAGCAGAAGCAGUGUUUAUUCCCCUGAAAGCAGUGUGAGAAAAACAGGCUCCUAUAUUUAUGAAGAAUUCAUGCCUACAGAUGGCACUGAUGUGAAG